CAUCCACACCGCUUCAGCUAACCAACAUGGCAGCCUUGUGUAAGGUUGUGACAGGAUUGAGGACCCGCACGUGCCUGUUCCCUAUAAGACAAGUAUAUGUCCGUAUGUCAUUUUACUGUACAGCAAAAAAUGGUGGAUCAGACAAAGAUGCUGUCGUGGAAACGGUCAAACCAGCCUUGGAGAAACCUAAAAGUGGAUUUGCUGCAGCCUUCGAUCAGCACACAGAUCUCCAGCAGACACAAGACCAGGUGACAGUUGCUGUCAGAGCAAAUUACUUGAGGGAUGAUAAAUCAUUUGCGUCGAUGCUACGACACUCUCCUCUCAUGCAGAUGGGCCCAGCAAAGGGUAAAAUAGUCGUUGGCAAGAUAUUCCACAUUGUUGAAGACGAUCUGUACAUUGACUUUGGUGGAAAGUUUCAUUGUGUAUGCAAACGACCGUCGGUGGAUGGGGAGAAAUACCACAGAGACAGCCGGGUUCGUUUGCGUUUGGAGGACCUUGAGCUGACGUCCCGCUUUUUGGGAGCAAACACGGACACCACUUUACUGGAGGCGGAUGCCUUCCUUCUUGGAGUGAUUGAGAGCAAGGACUCAAAAACCAAACUGUAAUAGUUGCGUAACCAGACAAACGCGUUAAAGUUCAUGUUUUAGUUUGUCCACAGACAUCAAUAAACACAAUGUUA
This is a messenger RNA of Hypomesus transpacificus, 679 nucleotides long. It is a transcript of the gene mrps28, whose product is annotated as mitochondrial ribosomal protein S28. The transcript has a single exon. The record is from RefSeq and is a predicted model, not a curated record. Gene Ontology annotation, cellular component: mitochondrial small ribosomal subunit. NCBI's taxonomy places the organism in Eukaryota, Metazoa, Chordata, Actinopteri, Osmeriformes, Osmeridae. Bases 27 to 605 code for a protein of 192 amino acids.